Schistosoma haematobium is the source of this 4070-nucleotide messenger RNA. RefSeq names its product NADH dehydrogenase 1 alpha subcomplex subunit 6 ndufa6 (gene NDUFA6). The transcript has 2 exons. Gene Ontology annotation, biological process: response to oxidative stress. The coding region runs from base 3527 to 3892 and encodes 121 amino acids. The record is from RefSeq and is a predicted model, not a curated record. Lineage: Eukaryota; Metazoa; Platyhelminthes; Trematoda; Strigeidida; Schistosomatidae.
CGGAAAUAUUUGGGGAAGUAUAAUUUUAGCUCAGAUACCUCCUUUGACGUCUGACAUAGGUGAACUAGUUCAUCCUUAGCAGUGAAGACUGUAGGGUUGUCGUGAAGCGCAUUCUCAUUUAAGAUUAACUACCUCAAGGACAUAAAGCGUUCUAGGUAGACCGGGAGUUUCAAACUCGGUGGGUUUCUGUGUUUCGUGGAGCAGACAUCUCAUAGAAGGUAGGUUUUAGUUUCGAGCUGUUUCUCGCCAGCGAGGAAAUUCUUGGGAAAAUAUGCGCUAUCCAUCUCGAUCUGGGGGAAGGGGCCGCAUUUAGAUACAUUGUCGCAUAUAUUCACACCGACUUCUAAAAGCCCGUUAAGCGCAAGCUUCUAUUCCGUCCACAACCAUUUGAGCUCUUAAGGGUUUUAUCUAAAACUCCCCAAAGUUCACCUUUAUUUCCCCUUUUUUCCGGUUAGAAAGUAGAUUUGCCAAUGUAACUGGGUUUGGAUGAAACUUUUUCGCGAUCAAUAAUUAUAACAUCUGACUCGUUGUAUUUAGCACCAUACUUUCGAAUUCCUACUUGGUCUUCCUACUUCUUUGAGCUUUUAAUAAACUUUAUAGCAUUCUAGGCGAGGUUAUAACUUGUAGAUAAACCAGUGAAAUUAAAGGUAACACUUUGCAUUUUGGUGUGGAAUUUAUUCGCCUGUAUGGUUAGAUUGUAAUGCUAGUGCCGGUUUGUGAUGCAAAACCAAACUCUGAUUCUUAACCCCAACUUCUAAUCCUUAACCCUGACCCUAGUUUCCUACACUAAGAUGUAACUCUGUUGACCUUAGUAAGUGAGCGGGUUUUCUCGAAGUUACUUUGGCGUCGUCCACAAGUCGUCCAUCAAUUAUAGCCUUACGUGAGGCUAUAAUAUAUGUCCUACGCCGCACUAAUUCUCUAGCAAGCCACAAAGUGCACGUUGCAAUAAAAUUAACUACUGAAGAACUUAAUCGAAAAUCUUGAAAAGUGUACUGUAAAAGUCACUUAAUUUUGCGUUUUGAGAAUAGAAGAUCGGAGGUUAUUUUUUGGUGUUAGACGACUCUGUGUUUGAUCAUCGUUUUCUCUGAAGGAUUGCUGACAUCCAGUGGCAAUACCAUGUUAGUAAUGCAGAGGUUCGGCAUUGUGUGUUCGAGCACAAAGACGAUAAUUCAAUUGAUAUCAUUAUCUUAAAACAUCGACUUCGGUGGCUUGAACAUGUUCUACGAAUGUCGUUCGAAAAAAUUCUACGUCGUGCAUUAUUUGCCGACUCUGGGACUGGUUGGAAAAAAACGAAGCGGUGAUUAUUGCUUGACAUAGUGUCGCGGUAUGAACGAAAGCUGUACAGGACUGGCUUCUGUUUAUCCUUCACGACUCCCUGGUUGGGAUCCUAGAAAUGGUGCAACACAGUGGCUAGAGACGUUAUCAGACAUGGCUCAUAAUAGAAGCCAGUGGCGAUUCUGCUAUAACUUUGUUUUACUUUCUUCAUAAAAAUGGACGUAACUCCUUUGAAUGGAAGAAUUUCUGGCUAUACCUUUGCUAACUGAUCUGCUUCUCUCAUUAUUAUUAUUUCACUAUCAUACGCUAAUUUCUGUUCGUUACCGUUCCCUUUUUUCUUAUACACACCCUACAUUCUCUACCUCUUCACAUUCUCAUUGUUAUUGUAUGGCGCAUAUGUAUUUGGUGCUCCUCUGUACCGAUAUGUAUGUGUUCAAAAAAUAAAUAAGUACUCAAGUAAAGAUUGUAAGAUAACACCGUAGUACUUAUAGUAUUUUACAUGCCAUAGCAACCAAUAAUGUGUAAAUUACAUAUUAGUAUAACGAUCCAAAUAUUAAAACAACCAGUGUCGUGACAAUACCAAAAAGUCACAACAAUACUGUCAAUCCAAACACUAUGAGCAACUAUUAUAAUUAUUGUGAAAACCUAGAUACCAAGCGUUUUUAUUCGGAAAUCUCUACCAAAAAGAUUCACUUACCUAACUGGACUAAGCGGAUAACGUAGUCAUAUUUGGUGAAGACUUCCAAAACCCAGUGUUCCAGAUGCCUUAAGCCAUAAUGUACGCUUGAUCGGAUCCGUUUCUCUCCUACUAAAAUGUGCUUCACGAUUGAUUCACGUAAGGGCUUAGAAUGAUCGUAAGUAGUGAAUCAAUCGGACACGUUGACAACUUUACUUAUCUUCUAAGCUUCUUCCGCCCUCGUUAGUUGGUCUGAUGAUAUCUCAAUGCACAUUCAGAAGGCGAACUUUGGUCUUAAACUUGCGUCAAUUGUGGAGUGACAAAAUGGCUGCUCACCAGCUAAAAGGCAAUUAAAUUGAUUAGAAAUAUACUAUUUGGUUGUUGAAUGUGGUCCGCGAAAGUAGAAAGUCGUAGGUGCUUUUAAAGCAAUGAUUGGAUAUCAUGGAACAGUUAAGUAGGCAACACUGUAACUAAGUAUAGGAUUCUAAGAAGAUCGGUUGGUAAGGUUAGGACUCUGUAUCAAUCGAGAGGGUUAGACAUGUAUUAGGUAUACUCAACCACUGCCUACCUAGACUCUUUGUUGAAAUAAGUUAGAAAAAGGCUAGGGGUGGAUAAACAGGCGGAUUUUCAGUUCAAAAAGUCAUUGAUUGUUGGACCGAGUUGUGUUGUCGGAUGAAUACUUCAUUGUUUAAGGUAAUGAAUGGCAUAGCUCACAACUGGUUAGUAGUGAAGAUCUAGUCACUGUUCAUCUUACAUUAAGCCUUAAGCUCUAUCUAUUUUCGAACCGUUUUCCCGAUCAUUGUUACUAAAUCAUACGGACUCGUUUUUUGUUCAUUUUGUUACUUUCAUCUUGCGUAACUAAUGUGUAUAUUUAUUUAUUUAUUUUAACACACAGAUAUUGGUACAAGGAGGCACCAAAUACAUAUGCGCCACACAAAUCUCAUUUGAUAUGUGUGAGGGCUGUGAUACUGCCCGAACCGAAGCAGGUGGUUUUCUUAAGGGGCCACACCCGGAGCCUUCGACCUGAAGGUGUGACACACAAGGCAGUGGAGCAUCGUAAGGAGAUGCAGUCCCAUAGUAGCCGGUGACCAACGAUUGGUUCAUACGCCAUUUCUUCCUUUAGGAUGCUGGAGCCCAUGUGUACCAGUGGUUUGGAAUCAGGGUUUUCCAACUCCCCUAGGUGGACUCUCCAUGACCAUCAACCCGGUUAAAGCGCCGGACAUUCGCUUUUUGCCCUCUCAAUUUCGUAAACAACACCCCCGCCCCGAGAAGGCAGUGAGUAGGACUUCCCUGGCAGAGGCUAUAUAUGCAUGGCCAUAUGAGAGCAUUUCGAGAGGGAAAGCGGACUCCCCACUUUCGGCCGUACCAGGGCAUUUGGGUGCGAUGUGUACAUCAGGUUGGGCGAAAACUAACUUAUGCCAGGCUCUGUGUUUAUAAUUUAUUUGGAAAUCCUGUCAUCCACAUCUUAUAAGCGUUAUGUUGCUAUUAUUAAUCUCAAAUUUCGCUACUUAUAUAUAUAUAUAGCUUCUAUGUAUUCUUUAUUGGUUUUUAUCUUUGUGCUGUCUUCAUAGUACUAUGUCUGGUGUGAAAGCUGCAAGGCCAAUUCUGUCUAGAAAUCAUGCAGAAGCUCGAAGGCGAGUCAUUAGUUUAUAUCGUGCCUGGUACAGACAACUUCCUUAUAUACCAAAAGAAUAUGCUCAUAGUAGCGUAGAUCUUACAGUGCCUGUUUUGUAUGCAAGAUUAAGGGAAGAGUUCCGUAAAAAUAAGGAUAUUAAAGAUUUACGUAUAAUUGACUUGUUAAUUCACAGAUGGCAAAAUGAACUAAUUGAAGUGGCGCGUUUGUGGAAGUCUGAUACGCAUGUGAUGGAUUUCUUUAGAGAAGAUCAUCUCCCAGAAAAGCCGAAAGAUUUCUUGGAUAAAUUUCUAUCUGGAAAGCAGUAAUAUUUACGAGACUUUUGAAUUGUAGAAGCUUUUGUUUAUAGUGUGGUAGAUAAUUUUUAUCUCAGAAUUUUUCUACUAUAUGCUGAAAGUGAUACGUGACAGCAUGAAAUAAGACUAAAUAUUUACCGAGGCUUUGAGCUAAUACCAGUCUCAACCUGCUUAUUGUAGAUUUCCAGUA